Messenger RNA from Cydia amplana, 2588 nucleotides. It is a transcript of the gene mAcon1, whose product is annotated as probable aconitate hydratase, mitochondrial. Gene Ontology annotation, molecular function: aconitate hydratase activity; 4 iron, 4 sulfur cluster binding. Bases 173 to 2542 code for a protein of 789 amino acids. The record is from RefSeq and is a predicted model, not a curated record. The transcript has 16 exons. Gene Ontology annotation, cellular component: cytosol; mitochondrion. Gene Ontology annotation, biological process: tricarboxylic acid cycle. Lineage: Eukaryota; Metazoa; Arthropoda; Insecta; Lepidoptera; Tortricidae.
GAACUGCCAAGUGCCAAUUCGGCUGAAGCCCUUGUGCGGUACGUGUUAUAUAUUAGAACUGCAUAUUGCAGUCGAAAAACGGCUGGAUAUCUGGAUCAAUCCAUGUUGCCGUAAUAGAUUGUUUUAACAAGCCUUAUAUUACUUUGUCAUUGGUGUUCUGAAGUCCGCAACCAUGGCUCACUGUAUGAGAGUUUUGCAUGGCCAGGGUGGUAGGACUAGAACAGUGCUCUUGGAGAUCCAGCAGAGAUGUUUCAGCGUGUCCCCCCUCACGGCCGCGGCCGCGCAGGUCGCGAUGUCGAAGCUAGACAAGGCACCACUGCCUUACUCGAAAUUGUCCCAAAAUUUGGAGAUUGUCAAAAAGAGGUUAGGUCGCGAUAUGACCUUGUCCGAGAAGGUGCUGUACUCCCAUCUCGAUGACCCCAAGGGCCAGGAAAUCGAGCGUGGCACGAGCUACCUCCGCCUCCGCCCCGACCGAGUAGCCAUGCAAGACGCCACCGCUCAGAUGGCCAUGCUUCAGUUCAUCUCGUCUGGCCUGCCGCGCGUCGCCGUGCCGUCCACCAUCCACUGUGACCAUCUUAUCGAAGCCCAGAUCGGUGGUGUCGAGGAUUUGGCCAGGGCUAAGGAUAUAAACAAAGAGGUAUACAAGUUCUUGGCGACUGCCGGUGCCAAGUACGGCGUCGGCUUCUGGAAGCCUGGCUCCGGCAUCAUCCAUCAGAUCAUCCUGGAGAACUACGCCUUCCCCGGCCUGCUGAUGAUCGGAACUGACUCGCACACGCCCAACGGUGGAGGUCUCGGUGGUCUCUGCAUUGGUGUUGGUGGUGCUGAUGCCGUGGACGUGAUGGCUGACAUCCCCUGGGAACUCAAGUGCCCCAAGGUCAUCGGCGUCAAGUUGACCGGCAAGCUCUCCGGCUGGACCAGCCCCAAGGACAUCAUCCUGAAGGUGGCCGGCAUCCUGACCGUCAAGGGAGGCACCGGCGCCAUCGUGGAGUACCACGGCCCCGGCGUCGACUCCAUCUCUUGCACCGGCAUGGCGACCAUCUGCAACAUGGGCGCCGAGAUCGGAGCCACCACCAGCGUGUUCCCGUACAACUCGCGUAUGGAGGCGUACCUGAAAUCCACCGGACGUCACGAUAUCGCCGCCGCCGCCACCGCCUCUAAACAUCUGCUUACACCCGACGCGAAGGCGCCUUAUGACCAGCUGAUCGAAAUCGACCUGAACAAACUGGAGCCUCAUGUGAACGGGCCCUUCACCCCGGAUCUAGCGAACCCCAUCUCCAAGCUCGGCGAGGCCGCUAAGAAGGCGGGCUGGCCCUUGGACAUCAAAGUGGGCCUUAUCGGAUCCUGCACCAACUCGUCCUACGAGGAUAUGGGCCGGUGCGCCAGCAUUGUCAAGGAGGCCCUGAAACACGGUGUCAAGUCUAAGAUCCCGUUCAACGUGACCCCCGGCUCGGAGCAGGUGCGCGCCACCAUCGAGCGUGACGGCAUCGCUGGUACUCUCCGCGAGUUCGGAGGCACUGUCCUGGCUAACGCGUGCGGCCCCUGCAUCGGCCAAUGGGACCGCAAGGACGUGAAGAAGGGAGACAAAAACACCAUCGUCACCUCUUACAACCGCAACUUCACCGGCCGCAACGACGCCAACCCCGCCACGCACUGCUUCGUCACCAGCCCUGAGCUGGUCACUGCUCUGUCUCUUGCCGGUCGCCUGGACUUCAACCCGCUGACCGACAGCCUGACCGGAUCGGAUGGCAAGCCGUUUAAGCUGUCGGACCCCUUCGGCGACGAGCUGCCCGCCAAGGGCUUCGACCCCGGCCAGGACACCUACGAGCACCCGCCCGCGGACGGCAGCAGCGUCCAGGUCGACGUAUCCCCCAGCUCCGACCGUCUCCAGCUCCUCGCGCCUUUCGACAAGUGGGACGGCAAGGACCUCACCGACAUGACCAUCCUCAUCAAGGUCAAGGGCAAGUGCACCACCGACCACAUCUCCGCCGCCGGACCCUGGCUCAAGUACCGUGGACAUCUUGACAACAUCUCCAACAACAUGUUCAUCACCGCCACCAACGCCGAGAACGGCGAACUGAACAAGGUGAAGAACCAGGUGACGGGCGAGUGGGGCGCGGUGCCCGCGACGGCGCGCGCGUACAAGGCGGCCGGCGUGCGCUGGUGCGUGGUCGGCGACGAGAACUACGGCGAGGGCUCCUCCCGCGAGCACGCCGCGCUCGAACCGCGCCACCUCGGCGGCCGCGCCAUCAUCGUCAAGAGCUUCGCUAGGAUUCACGAGACCAACCUGAAGAAGCAGGGCAUGCUCCCGAUGACGUUUGCCAACCCCGCUGACUACGACAAGAUCCAGCCCACGGACAAGAUCUCGCUGCUCGGCCUCAAGGACCUCGCGCCCGGCAAGCAAGUGGAAUGCGAAAUCAAGCACAAAGACGGCAAGACCGAGCGUAUCAAGCUGAACCACUCCUUGAACGAGCAACAGAUCGCAUGGUUCAAGGCCGGCUCCGCCCUCAACAGGAUGAAAGAGAUCGCCGCCGGCAAGAAGUGAACACCAAACUAGGUAGCUAGUAGCCGAGAUCAUACGAAAACCACAC